This is a messenger RNA of Eruca vesicaria subsp. sativa (arugula), 621 nucleotides long. The record is from the annotation of a GenBank genome assembly. Lineage: Eukaryota; Viridiplantae; Streptophyta; Magnoliopsida; Brassicales; Brassicaceae.
AUGGUGAUUGGUGUUUUAGGAGCCGUGGAGCCGUUACUCCACGCGCUCAGGGCUUCGGAGAGUGAGAGAGCGCGUGGAGACGCGGCUCUCGCGCUCUACCACUUGUCGUUGAUUCCGAGUAACCGAACUAGGCUGGUUAAAGCGGGUGCGGUGGGGAUUUUACUGUCUAUGGUUAGGUCUGGGGACUCGGUAAGUAGGAUACUGUUGGUGCUUUGUAAUGUUGCGGCGUGUCCGGAUGGAAAAGGAGCGAUGUUGGAGGGAAACGCGGUGGGGAUUUUGGUGGGGAAGCUUAGGGAAGGAGGAGGAGGGGGAGAUGAGGCGGCGCGUGAGAAUUGUGUGGCGGUUUUGUUGACGCUUUGUCAGGGGAAUUUGAGGUUUAGAGGGUUGGCGAGUGAGGCUGGAGCUGAGGAGGUGUUGAAGGAGGUGGAGGAGAGUGGGAAUGCGCGUGUGAAGGAGAAGGUGGGGAAGAUUCUGGAGGCGAUGAGAGGAGGAGGAGAGAGUGAGUUUGGGGGAAAUGUGGAGGCGCGUGAGUGGAACAGGAUGAUGGAAGCGAGUGGUUUGAGUCGGACUCAGUUUCAGGGAGGGCAAAAUGGGGGUUUUGCUUGUUCUUCUCAAUUCUAG